AUGACGCGCCUACUCUACGUCGCUAGCCUCUGCGCAUUGGUCGCAUCAUCUUCAACGGCAACAAGUGGCCUGCCGAGGACUGAACUCACAGUCUGCUCGGUGUACGACCAGCAAACGAGCCUUGAUUGCCGACCAGUUCCAGAGAACUUCCUCGACCCUCGAGACGAUACCACCGUCUCCCCCGGAGCUGACCCGAGAGUCCUCGAGGAUGCCUUCUUCGCGCUGUCGGUCUUACAGAAUGUCUACUUUGCAGCUGUUAAUGGCACUUGGCCCACGUCCAUUGACUGGACCGGAGCAGUCGUGGAAACUGUCGUGGCCGGCAUGCUUACAACUCUGACAAAGUCACUCGACUCAACUGAGAAGGGUCGUGCUUGGAAAGAGAAGGAAAACCUCAUUUCUUCCAUUUUUGCCCAGGUCACUCAUUCGUUCUUUGGACAAAAUGCUGUGGGAAUAUUGGACCAGGCAUACGAUGAUGUCCUCUGGGUAGUCCUUGGCUGGCUUGAAGCCGUAAAAUUUGUUCGGCUCCAUUCAACUCUACACUAUCCCGGCACGGAAAAGAAGUGUUUGAGCAUGCCUGGCAGGCUGAGCGAUGCAAUUGGAACCACCGCAUGGCACGGGUACAACUGGUUUUGUACCUUUGCCGAGCGAGCCAGAGCCUUCUGGGAUUUUGCGACCAAGGGAUGGGAUACAAAACUCUGCCACGGUGGAAUGAUUUGGAACCCCAAACUGCUCCCCUACAAGAACGCCGUCACCAACGAGCUGUGGAUCGCGGCAUCCAUCUCCAUGUACCAGUAUUUCCCCAACGACAAGUUCAAGGACUCAUGGGCGGCAAGUAAGGGCUUUCCUACCAAUGAUCCUGUGUAUUUGGCGGCCGCCAUCGUGGGCUAUAAGUGGCUCAAGGAUGUCAACAUGACAAAUACCCAGGGUCUGUACGUGGACGGCUACCACGUUGACAUGAGGAAACCGAACAAUGUCGAGUGUGACCAGCGAGAUGAAAUGGUCUAUACAUAUAAUCAAGGCAUCAUCUUGACAGGACACAGGGGCCUCUUUACUGUAACCGGCAGCCCGUCUUACCUCGAGGAUGGGCACACUCUGAUUAAAAACGUCAUUCGGGCGACGGGCUGGGACCUGGGCAGGAACGCACCCAUAGACAACAUAAACAAACCGCAUCACGGAAAGCUACCUCCGUGGAGAGGAAUCGGCCGUUACGGCAUUCUCGAAGAAAAAUGCGACGCAGAUGGGACAUGCUCUCAAGACAGCCAAACGUUCAAGGGCAUAUUCUUCCACCACCUCACGGCAUUCUGCGCACCCAUUGCCCCCGUGGACAUGACGCCGGACGCUAGAGUCAACCAAAACGAUUUCAGUAAGGUACAGACUGCUCACGAUAAAGCUUGCCGCAGCUAUCUGGGCUGGGUGAAGCACAACAUGGACGCAGCGCUGGACACUCGAGACAAGGCCGGUCGAUUUGGGAUGUGGUGGGGAGGCGGCAUCUUCAAGCAGAUUGAUCUGGUGCCACGGAAAUGCGGAAACAACGAUACCACCGCCGCCGCCAAUACGACCGACUAUCGCAACAAGGGGACACCUCUAGAUGACAUUUGGGGUCUGAAUGUGACAUGGCAGCCCGGUGCAAAGAGUCCCCCUAACGGGUGUCGGGAUCUUUUGCUUGGACCAGAUCCGCAGCUUAGACUUGGCGGUGCAAUUGAGUUGACUGUAGAUUUGCAGACGCUGCUUGAUCGGCAGGACAGGCCUCGAGAUCCGAAUGAUCGUGGUAGGGGGAGGACAGUCGAGACGCAGGCGGGAGGACUGGCGUUGAUCAGAGCAUACUGGGAGUUGUCUCAAAUGUGA
Pochonia chlamydosporia 170 is the source of this 1845-nucleotide messenger RNA. Its product is annotated as six-hairpin glycosidase-like protein. Gene Ontology annotation, biological process: carbohydrate metabolic process. NCBI's taxonomy places the organism in Eukaryota, Fungi, Ascomycota, Sordariomycetes, Hypocreales, Clavicipitaceae. The record is from RefSeq and is a predicted model, not a curated record. The coding region runs from base 1 to 1845 and encodes 614 amino acids. The transcript is spliced from 2 exons.